Molecule: messenger RNA, 3848 nt
Organism: Prinia subflava (tawny-flanked prinia)
Lineage: Eukaryota; Metazoa; Chordata; Aves; Passeriformes; Cisticolidae
Gene: TPM4
Product: tropomyosin 4
Exons: 9
Coding region: 2372-3226 (284 amino acids)
Biological process (GO): muscle contraction; actin filament organization
Cellular component (GO): actin filament
Molecular function (GO): actin filament binding
Source: RefSeq, a predicted model, not a curated record
CAGCCCGCCGGGAGCCGCAGUCCGCGGCCGCCGCCAUCUUGGCGCCGCCUCCGCACAGCCCCUGGGGGCUCGCGGCAGCCAUUUUGGGGCGGGGGGCGAAGGCCACGCAUCAGGCUGUUUUCGUAAAAUUAAUUAAUUUUGAUUUAAACAGCUGUAAAUCGUUGUCGUGUUUUAACCCCAGUUGGCUACCAAGCACCAGGUAGCCACUCGCUUGCCCACAAGCAGGAUCAGAGAGAAUCAGAAGGGUAAAAGCCGGAGAACUCAUGGGUUGAAAGAAAGUUUUAUAGUAAAAACAAAUGCUGUGCACACCAACAAAGGAAAACAGGGCAGGUGUUGUGCACCUCCAGGGAAGCAGGGCCUCGUCCCAUGGAAUGGUGACAUGAUAAGACAAAUGCUAUCCCUCCAAAAGUCCCCCAUUCCCUCCUCCUGCUCCCCAUUUAUAUCCUGAGUGGGAUGUCAGAUGGUCUGGAAUGGAAUAUCCUGGCUGUGUCCCCUCCCAAUCUCUCAGGCACCCCCAGCCCCCUCCCCAGCCUGGUCCUGUAAGUGGCAGGAAAGGCCUUGGCUCUGUGCAAGCUCAGCAAUAUCAAAAAUAUAUUCACUAUAGUCACUAUAUUCUCAAUCCUGUCUUCAGAGCAAAUCCAAAACACAGCCCCAUACCAGCCACUGGGAAGGAAAUUAGCUCUGUCCCAGCCACAGGCAUUGUGCUGGUUUUGGCUUUGUGUGCGCUCUACCAUCAUGUUUAGCUCAAUAAAGGGCCGAUUUUUCCUUAAAUGUCUCUCCCAAAUACCUUUCAAUGCUGCACCAGCUCAGCCCCAGAGGAUGGGGAAGUUGUGGGUCUUGUGCCGAGUGUCCUGGUGCCCUCAUGGCUGGGGAUGCUGUAAGCACUUGUGACAGAGGGACUGAGGGGUUGUGCAGGGAGUUGAGGCUGUGUGACCUGGGAGGCAGCACAGGGCUGCAGAGAGCAGAGCACGGCAGAACCGAGGAGGGAAGGGGCACGGUGUGGGCAACGAGACCUGGAUGGGGGAAAGAACUGGGGGAAGGUGAAGGCUGGAUAUCAGGAAAAGGUUCUUCCCCCAGAGGGUGGUUGGGCACUGGACAUACUCCCCAGGGAACAGUCAUAGCCCCAAGGCUGCCAGAGCUCCAGAAGCGUUUGGCCAGCACUCUCAGUCACAGGAUGGGAUUGUUGGGGGUAUCUGUGCAGAGCCAGGAGCUGGAGUUGAUGAUCCCUGUGGGACCCAUCUCAGAAUAUUCCAUGGCUCUAUGCAGGUGCCAGGGUAGUAAAGUCAGAAAGUUGAAAGUUCUGCUAGGCUGCCCUGGAAAGUGCAGCAGAACCUCAGAGCAGUCAGGACAAGGCUGUGUUGGGCUGUGAGGCUCAGCAUGUAAAGAGAUGGAAUGGUUUUGGGAAUGUGUUUAUUAGACCUGCAAAAGAAAGCAGAGCUCGUUCUGGGGCUGUUGGAUGCUCUGCUUGGUGUCCUCUGUCAGUGGAGCUACUCCUGUUCUCCCCAGAGCCUGCUCUUCCUUGAUAGGGUGAAGGUGACUCCUUCAUACAGCAGAAGGAAUCACUUACGGUGCGUAUCAGACUGCAACUUCAGGUGUUGUUCAGUUCCCCAAGUGUUUAGUGAGGGAAAUUUCAAGGAUAGGCACUCAAACUCACUGAGUUUGCCUUGAGCCUGAACUUGACAUCUAAAUUUGAGCUCUGAUAUGCGUUAUAUUAUCACAUAUUAUAGCUAGUUCCUUACCACCAGUGCUUAUUUUUACAGCAAAAACCUCUGCUGUCUCAUAUCCUUUUAUAACUUCUUUUUAUAACUUAAAUUUAGCUACCUCUUAAGCAUAAUUUUUUUAAAAAACUUAUUUGUUUAUUUUAUGUAUGGAUUUAUUUUGGAGUAACCCAGAAACAUCCUUCCCUUCAUUAGCCUGAUGCCAUUAUUCCAGGAAAGCAGGCCAUCCCCAAGGCUCAUUGGGUUGGUUAAUUGCUUUGCACACACAAAGGGGAGCUAAUCAGCUUUUCUUCAAGCAUGUGUUCAUAUGUCAACACUUUUGCUUCUGUCAGAAGCUUAAAAAUGGAAACAGAUUUCUCUUUAAGAAAACAGGAUCCAAAUAAGGAGAUGGAGUGCUGAAGAUUGCUCUAGUGAGUCUGUUCCAGCUCAUUCCUUAGAAAGGCUGUGGAUGGAACACCGGAGAAGAGGCCAAUAGAUCUGGGUUUUGUCCAGGGGGCUCUGAGUUUAAAGCUCUCUAAAACCACUUGUAGCUCAUUUCCCCUGUGACUCGCCUGGGUACAACUUCUUUCUCUGUCCAAGCUGUUAAAAAUCUAAAAUUUUACUCAUCAGAUUCUUUUAGUUGCGUGACAGAUCCAGCCUGUCCUUGAGCAAAAAUGGAAGCUAUCAAGAAAAAGAUGCAGAUGUUGAAGUUAGACAAGGAGAAUGCUAUUGACAGAGCAGAGCAGGCGGAGACAGAUAAGAAGGCGGCUGAGGACAAAUGCAAGCAGGUAGAGGAUGAGCUGGUAGCUCUGCAGAAGAAGUUGAAAGGAACUGAAGAUGAGCUGGAUAAGUACUCAGAGGCUCUCAAAGAUGCCCAGGAAAAACUGGAGCAGGCUGAGAAGAAGGCCACUGAUGCUGAAGGUGAGGUGGCAGCUCUGAACAGACGCAUCCAGCUCGUGGAAGAGGAGUUGGAUCGUGCCCAGGAACGACUGGCCACAGCCCUGCAGAAACUGGAGGAGGCUGAGAAAGCAGCAGAUGAGAGCGAGAGAGGAAUGAAGGUUAUUGAGAACAGAGCAAUGAAAGAUGAAGAGAAAAUGGAAAUUCAGGAAAUGCAGUUGAAGGAGGCCAAGCACAUUGCUGAAGAAGCCGACCGCAAGUAUGAGGAGGUUGCCCGUAAACUGGUUAUUUUGGAGGGUGAACUGGAAAGAGCUGAGGAGCGUGCAGAGGUGUCUGAAGUGAAAUGUAGUGACCUUGAAGAGGAAUUAAAGAACGUCACAAACAACCUGAAGUCUUUGGAAGCUCAAUCUGAAAAGUACUCUGAAAAAGAAGAUAAAUAUGAAGAAGAAAUCAAGAUUCUCUCUGACAAGCUGAAAGAAGCUGAAACUCGUGCAGAAUUUGCAGAGAGAACUGUUGCCAAACUGGAAAAGUCUAUUGAUGACCUGGAAGAUGAGCUCUACGCUCAGAAGCUGAAGUACAAAGCCAUCAGUGAGGAGCUUGACCAUGCCCUCAACGAUAUGACCUCUUUGUGACCUGCCCUUGUGUGGGGACACCAGGGGCUCCCACUCACUGUGUUUCUCAAACUUUUCUUGCCUGUAAUCCCUGUCACUCCUGUGCCACUUCCACAAGCAAACCUUCCACCUCUGUGGGAACUGAGCUCAAUAAAACAUGAUACCUCUGUCUUUCAUUUUUCAUUUAUACUUCUGUAUAAAUUACGUCAAAAUACACUGGUGAUGACACUGAAAACACAUUCAGCUCCUAUGUGGGGUUGGGCAAGACACGGUGAGGAUGGGGCAGGACCUGGCUCUGGCAAACACUUGAAUUUUAGUGUUCCCAGGAAUGUGGGUGUCAGCGAAAAGCUUUAAGUGCACUCAGUGUCUACUUGUGGUCCACUAGCCUAGUUAAAAACCUCUCAGUCCAAGGAAAACGCAGCAGGAUGUGUCCUAUAAAUGACACAAGGACAUACUAAAACACAGGUCUUUCACAUUCCAUUACAUGUCCAAAAGGACAUGUCGUCCUUAAGGACAACAAUUACAAAAAAUUUACCGCAUUUUGAUGAUACAGCUGUAAAGAUGUCUUAAAUAAAAGGGUAAGUUACCUCAGGUUUUAUUUAAGUAGAAAAGGCUAUAAAAUAAUGUGAUUUAAAUCUCAUGG